UCCAUUUCUAAAGAUAUAGCGGCGAAGACGAUGUCGGACGAAGUCGUAGACGUACCCGAGGCGAGCCUGCGCAACCUGGUGGCGCAGAAGUCGCUACAGUGGAUCUUCGUAGGCGGCAAAGGUGGCGUGGGCAAGACCACCACGUCCUGCUGCCUAGCCAUCCAGCUGGCGGCGCAACGCGAGAAGGUCCUCAUCGUGUCCACGGACCCCGCGCACAACCUCAGGUGAAUCUAGCCUGCCUACCUCUCCCUUUAUGCAAUAAUAACAACCUCCUCUACAUUGCAGUGAUGCCUUUGGCCAGAAGUUCACGCGCGAGCCGACGCCUGUCAAUGGUUUCUCCAAUCUGGCAGUCAUGGAGAUCGACCCCAACGUGGAUCUGGAAGAAAUGAACGCCGACGGCGUGCAGGACAACUCGGGCAUGGCCUCGUUCAUGAAAGACCUUACCAACUCCAUCCCUGGUAUCGACGAGGCCAUGAGCUUCGCUGAGCUCAUGAAGCAGGUCCAGAACAUGGACUACUCGGUAAUUGUGUUCGAUACGGCCCCCACGGGCCACACGUUGCGUCUACUGAGCUUUCCUACUGCGCUGGACAAGGCUUUCGACAAGAUCCUGUCGCUCAAGAACCAGUUCUCGGGUAUGUUCUCGCAGGUCUCGGCGCUGCUAGGCGGCGCUCUGCCGUCACAGGAAAUGCUACUGGGCAAGCUGGAACAGACGCGCGAGGUCAUUCAGAAGGUGAACGCGCAGUUCAAGGACCCGGAGCGCACUACCUUCGUGUGCGUGUGCAUCCCCGAGUUCCUGUCGCUGUAUGAGACCGAGCGACUCGUGCAGGAGCUCACGAAGUACGAGAUCGACGUGCACAACGUCGUGGUGAACCAGGUGCUGUACCCGGAGGAAGGAUCGACGUGUAAGAGCUGUAGCGCCCGCCAGAAGAUGCAGCAGAAGUACAUUGACCAGAUCUACGACUUGUACGAGGAUUUCCACGUGGUGGAGAUGCCGCUACUGACCGAGGAGGUACGUGGCGUGCCGUCGCUCAAGGCCUUCUCCGAGAACCUACUGGCACCGUAUGAGCCCAACCAGUAGCGACAUCAUAAGCAUUUGCUGAGAGAUAAAAGCUGCUUCAGUGAAGAGUCUAGAGCUUGAUCCUAUUCGCUGUCACUAUAAUCUGCCACUAAGCUUGCUACAGGUUUGGCAGGCGUCUUGGCCUUAGCUUUCUUCUUCUUGGCGACUACAGUCGUUUUCUUCUUGAUUGUCACGGCCAGCUUAAGUGACGGCGUGGCUGUUGUAUCGUCACGUUUCGAAGAGGCAAGUCCAGUUGACGGCUUGGCCUCCUCGCCAGCGUCACUUACUGGUCUUUUGAGC
Phytophthora nicotianae INRA-310 is the source of this 1357-nucleotide messenger RNA. RefSeq lists its product as hypothetical. Gene Ontology annotation, cellular component: GET complex. The record is from RefSeq and is a predicted model, not a curated record. Gene Ontology annotation, molecular function: ATP binding; ATP hydrolysis activity. Bases 353 to 1078 code for a protein of 241 amino acids. Gene Ontology annotation, biological process: post-translational protein targeting to endoplasmic reticulum membrane. NCBI's taxonomy places the organism in Eukaryota, Oomycota, Peronosporomycetes, Peronosporales, Peronosporaceae. The transcript is spliced from 2 exons.